AUGAGAUUGAUCGUAACCACUCUCCUGGGAAUAUUCAUUUUGGCAGUUCAACAAGCCUACGGUAAACAAUGUACUGGCUUUUCACGCAAUGCAGAUAGGUGUCGGGCCUAUACUGCGGAUGAGGAAUACCGAUGCAUCGCGACCGAGAACGGUCUACAAGCUAUCAUGGAUUGCGUCAGCAUAGAAGGCGGCGCCGAGAAAUUCUUCUGUCGUGACGGGAGAGACGGAUUCGAGUCGACCGCUGAGAACUAUUACGAAUCUGACUAUGCAGGUCGUCGGAAUCAAUGCUUCUUUUGCGGUUUAACUGGGAUACUAAAGGCUUGUCCUAUGGACGAUCCUUGUUUUCUGGAAUGUCUAUGCGAGAAUCACGUUACAGAUGAACAUCUGACUUGUCUGGCAACGUGCUUCAACAUAAAACUUGAGUCCCCAACAUGUACAAAUGGCGGUUGUUCGUCAACCCACCGCAAGCGUCAUGCAGCAGGUACAACGGCUCGCGACAAAUGGGCGAUGAAUGACGACUCCACUAGGUGGUUCACGGCAGAUGGGCUGCGAAUCCAGAUUCACUACACUGGAUACUUCGAAGUCUAUCAAACAAAUGGUGUCAUAAAAACGUCAAGGUUUCAGCUUCCUUACCGUGAUGAGUGCGUCGGAACGAUCGCGAACAGGUGCUUUGUCUCACCCGUAUCUGACGAGAUGUUCUGCUGGCCACUAAAUGUUGGUGCAAAUUGCAAUGUACCUGCUCCGCCGACUCUCGCUCAGUUCACAAAGACAACCAAGAUUAGUGAACAGACCAAGACGCUGAAAGACGCCGAUAAAACGCCAGCUUCGGCUACCUUUGAGCAGAUAGAUGUGCCGACUCAGAAGCCAACUAAGAAACCGACAAAUGAGGGGGAUAAAAAUGGAGCUUCUUCUUGUUUUCAGGAUAACUUGUUAUUGGUUGUACUAUCUAUGCUUAACCUCUUUGUUAUAGCCUAG
Messenger RNA from Fusarium graminearum PH-1, 975 nucleotides. RefSeq lists its product as uncharacterized. The transcript has 3 exons. Bases 1 to 975 code for a protein of 324 amino acids. NCBI's taxonomy places the organism in Eukaryota, Fungi, Ascomycota, Sordariomycetes, Hypocreales, Nectriaceae. The record is from RefSeq and is a predicted model, not a curated record.